This is a messenger RNA of Solanum stenotomum, 2249 nucleotides long. RefSeq lists its product as uncharacterized. Lineage: Eukaryota; Viridiplantae; Streptophyta; Magnoliopsida; Solanales; Solanaceae. The transcript has 14 exons. Gene Ontology annotation, molecular function: molecular adaptor activity. The record is from RefSeq and is a predicted model, not a curated record. Bases 1 to 1989 code for a protein of 662 amino acids. Gene Ontology annotation, cellular component: P-body; CCR4-NOT core complex. Gene Ontology annotation, biological process: nuclear-transcribed mRNA catabolic process, deadenylation-dependent decay.
AUGUCUUUGAAUGAUUUUCAGACUGCAUCUAAUCUUCUCCAGCAAGAAGUUUCCUCUGCUGUUAUCCCAAUAUUACUGCAAAAUGCUGAUGCAAGUGGUAUGAUUGUUCAUCUGUGGCAUGUUAAUCCCAACAUAUUGUUGCGGGGUCUUGUAGAUGCGAUGAGCCCUGAACCAAAAAACAUGAGCAGAUUUUUGGCUGCCUGUCAAGAGAUAAAGUUUGGGAUUACUAUUCUAUCACCAAUACUAGAUAUGAUUCCAUAUCCAUUUGGUGUUAGAUUUGCUGUCCUUGCUUCCUGCAAAGGACUCAUAGAUUUGGAGAAAUGGUUGAGCAGUCACUUGAACACAUAUAAAGAUGCAUUCUAUGAGGAAUGCAUUAAGUUCUUGAAGGAGGUGCAUCUUGCUGCUCAAGUUGUUACUUCCAACCACUUCUGUUCUCCCAAUGCUCUUAGGACUAUUUAUUUGGAAACUUCUUCAACAUUCUUAAAGGUCCUCCAGUCUCAUUCUGGCCUAGUUUCUUCACCCCACUUAUCUGUGGAAAUGGAUAAGUUGCACGUAACAUACAUGAGAACUAAUUCACGGUUUAAGAGUUCUGGUUCUGCUGAUUUGUCAUCAUCUGAUUAUUAUUCUGAAGAUAUUGAAGCAGAAGCAAACUUGUACUUCCAUCAACUUUUCUCUGGUCAGGUGACUAAUGAUACAAUGAUUCGAAUGCUUGCUCAUUUGAAAGAAUCGACUGAAAAGAGGGAACAAGCAAUUUUCCGCUGCAUGAUCGUUAAGCUGUUAACUGAAUCUUUUGCCAAGUACCCUGUGAGGCAACUCCAAAUGUCUGCUGUACUCUUUGGAUCACUUAUUAAGAAUCAUCUCAUAACUGAUCAUACGCUUGGGAUCGCUUUGCUAGCCGUCUUGGAUGCAUUGCACGAGUGUCUUUUUUCAAAUAUGUUUGUUUUUGGUAUUGGGGCACUGGCACAAUUUGUUGACCGUCUGAUUGAAUGGCCUUAUUACGGCAGCCUUAUCGUGAAAAUAUGGCUUCCGCGUGAAAUGCAUUCAGAUUUGGUUGAGCAGGCUCUUGCCAGGACUUCACAGGCACAUGCAGGCCAUUGUCCUGCUGUAGACGAAGUACAUCAAGCAGAAGCAAGCUUGUAUUUCAAUCAGUUGUUCUCUGGUCAGCUGACUAAUGAUGAAAUGAUUGGAAUGCUUGCUCACUUUAAAGAAUCAACUGAUAACAGGGAACGAGCAAUUUUUAGUUGCAUGAUUGUUUUGCUGUUCCGUGAAUUCAAACUGUUCGCCCAUUUCUCAAAGAGGCUACUCAAAAUUUAUGCUGUUUUUAUAGGGUCUCUUAUCAAGAAUCAACUUCUAAUUAAUCAUACUCUUGAUAUUGCUUUGCAAAAUGUCUUGGAUUCAUUGCGUGAGCCUGCUGAUUCAAAGAUGUUUUAUUUAGGUAUUAGGGUGUUGGCGCAGUUUGUUGACCGUAUGAUUGAAUGGCCACAAUACUGCAAUCGGAUCGUGCAAGUAUCUCAUGUACGUUCAAGUCAUCCAGAGCUUGUUGCAUUUGUUGAGCGUGGACUUUCAAGAGUUUCACAGGCACAUGCAAGUCAGAGUUCUGCUGCUGAUGGUUAUUAUGCUAAUGAUAUUGAAGCAGAAGCAACCUUGCACUUCCAGCAAAUGUUCUCUGGUCAGCUGACUAGUGAUGCAGUGAUUCAAAUGCUUGCUCAAUUCAAAGGAUCAACAGAUAAUAGGCAACAAGCAAUUUUCCAGUGCAUGAUUGUUAAGCUUUGUAGAGAAUACAAAAUUUAUGCCAUGUACCCAGAAAAGCAACUGAAAAUUGCUGCUGCUUUCUUAGAGUCGCUUACUAAGAAUAAGCUCAUAACUCAUCCUACGGUUUGGAAAAUUUGUAAUCAAGCUUUGCGAGCUGUCUUGGAUGAAUUGCAUGAGGUUGAUGCUGAUUCAAAAAUGUCUGUCCCUGGGACUGUAAAGUUUGAUCGAAGGACCUAAGGUGGACUCGAAGCAUAUAUGUUUGAACCACUGACUUCAAGAUAUUCGAUUCAUCUAUGAAUUUCAUAUCUUGUGAAUAGUUUAAUUUGCUAGAAUUCCUAAGUGGUGCAUUUAGAAUUAGGGGUUGGCAUCAACUUCUGAUGGCUAUUGAAAUGAAAUAGAAUUCAUCUCUUUGCUCUUUUUGGAAAAUCAAUAGCUUAAAUUAUCUAUCAUCUUUCCUCUCUGAAUACUUGCAAAUCAUUUGGUCAUAACUUCUUAUG